This is a messenger RNA of Leptonychotes weddellii (Weddell seal), 1766 nucleotides long. It is a transcript of the gene TMEM150A, whose product is annotated as transmembrane protein 150A. Gene Ontology annotation, cellular component: plasma membrane. NCBI's taxonomy places the organism in Eukaryota, Metazoa, Chordata, Mammalia, Carnivora, Phocidae. The record is from RefSeq and is a predicted model, not a curated record. Gene Ontology annotation, biological process: protein localization to plasma membrane.
GCUGCCGCUCCGCCGGGCCCCGCACCCGCCCGCAGGCUCUCCUUGGCGCGGCCGCUUGGACGGUCCUGACUGCAGCCCCUCCCCCAACCCGGUCCCUCCGGCGUGGGAGCGGGACUCCCCCCCCCAGAUGUUUCGGCCCCGCCUGAGCGUCUGGGGCGCACCGGUGGCAUUCGGGUGGAACGCGGAGGCCCACGGUGGAGGCCAGAAGGUGUCCACGUUCUGGCGUGGGCUCAGCCCCAAAUGUGGGCGCUGUGAAUCAGGUGUUGACCACCUUCUCCCCCACCGGCUGCGGUCAGUCACUGGACCCUGGACUUUGACCUGUCUCUCUCCACCAGGCCUGGGCCGCUGAUGGUUUUGGCGAAGUAUCUUAAGGUAGCUGGGCCGGCCCCCUCUUUCCCACCUACCUCUUGUCCUUCCCCCUACACCACCCUGGCUCCCCUCCCUCAUGACCGCCUGGAUCCUCCUUCCUGUCAGCUUGUCAGCAUUCUCCAUCACGGGCCUAUGGACUGUGUAUGCCAUGGCCGUGAUGAACCGCCACGCGUGCCCUGUGGAGAACUGGUCCUACAACGAAUCCUGCUCUCCUGACCCCGCUGAACAAGGGGGCCCAAAGACCUGCUGCACCCUGGAUGAUGUCCCCCUCAUCAGCAAGUGUGGCACAUAUCCCCCAGAGAGCUGCCUCUUCAGCCUCAUUGGCAACAUGGGUGCUUUCAUGGUGGUCCUGAUCUGCCUGUUGCUCUACGGGCAGCUCCUGGAGCAGAGCCGUCACUCCUGGGUUAACACCACAACGCUCAUCACGGGCUGCACCAAUGCUGCGGGCCUCGUGGUGGUCGGCAACUUCCAGGUGGAUCAUGCGAAGUCUCUGCACUACAUCGGAACUGGUGUGGCCUUCCCCGCCGGGCUGCUCUUCGUCUGCCUGCACUGUGCCCUCUCCUACCAUGGGGCCACUGCCCCCCAGGACCUGGCUAUGGCCUACCUGCGGAUGGUGCUGGCAGCCAUCGCCUUUGUCACCCUAGUCCUCAGCGGUGUUUUCUUUAUGCACGAGAGCUCUCAGCUGCAGCACGGGGCAGCCCUGUGCGAGUGGGUGUUCGUGAUCGACAUCCUCAUCUUCUACGGCACCUUCAGCUACGAGUUUGGGGCAGUCUCCUCAGAGACGCUGGUGGCCGCGCUGCAGCCUGCCCCUGGCCGGGCCUGCAAGUCCUCCGGGAGCUGUAGCACCUCCACUCACCUCAACUGUGCUCCUGAAAGCAUCGCCAUGAUCUGAGAUCUGGGGAGGGUGGCUGGCCCAGCCUCAGCAGCUCCCCACCUCUUAACUUCGCAUUUAUUUUGUACCAAAAACGAUUUUGAGAAAGUAUUCUGCUGGGAUACAGGCUUCCUUGCUGCUGGAGGAAUGGCCAUCCCACACCCACCUGUGCCAUAGCGGAGCGGGCCUGGCAGCAGCCUGGGCCACACACAGGCUACUCCCCGACUCUGCAGUGUUGUUUUUAUGUUUAAAGGUCACAUAUCCUCACUCACCCAGCCAGCCCUUCAGGUGCCUUCUACUCCCCAGUGCCAAGGCCACACCACUGGGGUUUCCUGCUGCAGGAAUUGGGGGCUGGGAACAGCAAGAGGGACAGAAGUCUGUGGGAAGGCCCACUUUUGGGCCCACUGAGGUGCACUGGGAUUCUUCACUCUGCCCCUUACUUUCUUUUGGGCAAGUAAUACAGCAGAACCACAUGGGUAUUUUAGUACUUUUUUUUUUUAAUCUAUUAAAAGAAUUCUAAUUUGCA